AUGAAUAAGAGAAGAUUCAGUAUUAAAGGGAGGUUGCAUAAGAUGCUCAAGUGUAUGCGUUCAGGGGAGCAAUUAAGGGUAGAUGAAAUUGCUCAUUCAUCUGACUCCCUGGCAACUCGGGACUAUUCAGCUAGUGGUGGCUACUCCGGUCGAGCAGGUGAGAUUGAAACAAAGGUGGAUAAUAGCAAUAUUGAAGAAGCUGAGUCUUCUUUGCGUGAGAGUGGUUAUCUCAACUAUGAGGAAGCAAGAGCUCUAUUAGGAAGGCUUGAGUAUCAAAAAGGUAACACAGAAGCUGCUCUUCAUGUAUUUGAAGGAAUAGACAUUGCUGCUGUGAUUCCCAAGAUGAAAGUCUCCAUUUCUAGAAGAUGCGAGCCCAACAGACGUCGAUCUCAAAGUGAUGCUGUCCCACCCAUGUCUAUGCAUGCUGUUAGUUUACUCCUUGAAGCUAUUUUUCUUAAAGCAAAGUCAUUACAGGGUCUUGGACGGUUUGGAGAAGCUGCUCAAUCAUGCAAACUUAUUUUGGAUACUGUGGAAUCUGCAUUACCAGAAGGCUUGCCUGAAAACUUUGCUUCUGAUUGUAAAUUGCAAGAGACUGUAGGCAAAGCGGUUGAGUUACUUCCAGAGUUGUGGAUACUUGCUGGGGCUCCCCAGGAGGCUAUCUUAUCAUACCGGCAGGCUCUCCUCUAUCAUUGGAAUCUUGACAUUGAAGUUACUUCAAAGAUAGAAAAAGAAUUUGCAGUUUUUCUUCUGUACAGUGGUUGUGAUGCAAACCCUCCAAAUCUACGUUCACAGAUGGAAAGCUCCUUUGUGCCAAGAAACAAUAUAGAAGAGGCUGUUCUGCUGUUGUUGAUUCUACUAAGGAAAUUUGUUGCUGGAAGGAUUGAAUGGGACCCAUCAAUCCUUGAUCAUCUUUCUUUUGCCUUGUCCAUUUCAGGGAAAAUAAGGGCCCUAGCCCAUCAGAUUGAAGAAUUGAUUCCUGGAAUUAUGGGAAGACAAGAAAGAUAUUGCACCCUAGCACUCUGUUACUAUGGGGAAGGUGAUGACUUGGUUGCUUUGAAUCUUUUAAGGAAUGUUUUAAAUAAUCGAGAGAACACGGACUGCAUUCUGGAAUUAUUACUGGCUUCUAAGAUUUGCAGUGAGAAUUUGGUUUGCAUUGAUGAUGGGACCAAAUAUGCAUACAAAGCACUUGGACGGUUGGAUGGAAAAUGCAGUCAAAUGUUAAGUAUUGCAAAUUGCUUACUGGGUGUUUCCCUGUCGGUUAAAUCCAGAUCAGUCGCUUCUGAUUCUGAAAGGAUUUUGAAGCAGUCUGAAGCGUUACAAGCACUACAAACUGCUGAGAAAAUUAUGAGAGAGAGGAGUCCAUAUGUUGUAUUUCAUCUUUGUCUAGAACACGCUGACCAAAGGAAGUUAGAUUUUGCACUUUAUUAUGCAAAGCAGCUAUUAAAGCUUGAAGCUGGGUCCAGUACAAAAGCAUAUACUCUUUUGGCACGAAUAUUGUCAGCUCAAAAACGGUUCAUUGAUGCUGAGACUGUAAUCAAUGCUGCUCUAGAUCAGACAGGGAAGUGGGAUCAAGGAGAACUUCUGCGAACUAAAGCAAAACUCCAUAUUGCACAAGGCCAGCUGAAGAAUGCCAUAGAAACAUAUACCCAUCUUCUGGCUGUUCUUCAAGUUCGGACUAAGAACUUAGGUGCUGAAAAGAGGCUUCUAAAGAGUAGGAGCAAGAUUAAUAGAAGCUUGGAAAUGGAGACGUGGCAUGAUUUAGCUAAUUUAUACACAAGCUUGUCACAAUGGCGUGAUGCUGAGGUCUGUCUUUCAAAAUCCCAGGCUAUCAAUCCUCAUUCUGCUUCUAGAUGGCAUUCUACAGGUUUACUCUAUGAAGCUAAGGGUCUCCACCAAGAAGCUUUAGAAUCAUUCAGGAAGGCAUUAGAUGUUGAACCCACUCAUGUCCCAAGCUUGAUAUCCACUGCCUGUAUUCUCAGACAGUUUGGUGGGCAAUCAUUGCCAGUAGUCAGAAGCUUUCUCAUGGAUGCACUACGACUUGACAGAGGAAAUCCUUCUGCUUGGUACAAUCUCGGGCUGCUCUACAAAGCCGAUGCAGGGGCAUCAGCACUGGAAACUGCUGAGUGCUUUGAGGCGGCAGCUUUCCUUGAAGAACAUGCACCAAUUGAAUCCUUCCGAUGA
Molecule: messenger RNA, 2181 nt
Organism: Prunus armeniaca (apricot)
Lineage: Eukaryota; Viridiplantae; Streptophyta; Magnoliopsida; Rosales; Rosaceae
Source: the annotation of a GenBank genome assembly